AUGAUAAACGUUGAUGCAAGUGUUGCUAGAGCUGAGGGUUUUCAGUUGGCCAAACGUCUCUCUGUUUUUGAUCUCAUCGCCAUUGGAGUUGGAGCAACAAUUGGAGCUGGAGUUUACAUUCUUGUUGGAACAGUUGCUAAAGAGCAAACAGCAGGGAGUUUCAGCAUUAUGUUAUGCAAAACUCGCAUGUUGUUGCCCAUCUACAAGGAGUGCAUAUCACUAUUCCUACUUAUGUGUUGGAGAAGGGCUGUGUUUUUUGGAGGUCCAGAUAAGCUUCCUGCUUUCUUAACUCGACCCACCAUUCUUGGAAUUGUAGUUGAUCCUUGUGUUGCUGUUUUAGUCUUCAUUAUAACUGGACUACUUUGCACUGGAAUCAACGAGGUUUCAAGACUCAAUGGGUGGGAUAUAAAGUUCCAGGCGGGUAUUUCCCGUAUGGAGCUAAUGGAGUACUUGCUGGAUCUGCAACCGUUUUUUUUCUCAUAUGUUGGUUUUGAUGCAGUAACCAGCACAGCAGAAGAGGUAACACUAGUGAUUGUGAUUGUUCUUUCUGAAGUGUAUAAUUGUAAUUUUCAUAUUGUUUAUAUUACAGGUGAAGAAUCCUCAGAGAGAUUUACCUAUUGGGAUUGGGGUAUCUGCUGUGUUUACAUUACAGGUGAAGAAUCCUCAGGUGAAGAAUCACUGUUUACAUGCUGUGUUUUGUAUAUGCUUGUAUCUGCUGUUGUGAUUGGUUUGGUGCCAUGUUCCCAAUUAGACCAUGAUACCCCUAUCGCCUCUGCUUUUGCUAAUUAUGGAAUGAAUGGAGCAGUAUACGUUAUAAGAAUCGGAUCUGUCAUUGCUCUCUGUGCUGCUUUAAUUGGUGGAAUCCUUCCUCAAGUAUGUAUAUGCAUGUUUGUGUUUUACUUAAUGCACAAAGCAUGUCUUGAUAUAGGUUAA
Messenger RNA from Lactuca virosa, 933 nucleotides. The record is from the annotation of a GenBank genome assembly. Lineage: Eukaryota; Viridiplantae; Streptophyta; Magnoliopsida; Asterales; Asteraceae.